Molecule: messenger RNA, 629 nt
Organism: Zophobas morio
Lineage: Eukaryota; Metazoa; Arthropoda; Insecta; Coleoptera; Tenebrionidae
Exons: 5
Coding region: 35-568 (177 amino acids)
Source: RefSeq, a predicted model, not a curated record
AGCAGCUCGCUUGGUGUAGUAACUGCCCCUUGCAAUGUCCUGUACAAAGAGGUUUGUUUCUGGUUCCGUGUUCUUAAUUGCCGUUGUUUUUGCUGCAUUUUCUUUAUUAAGCCUGCUGACUACGGAAUGGUAUGUUAGUCCAAGCGGGAAACAUAUGGGAAUCCCUUCUAACUGCAAUGAUACCUUUGUUUCCGUACAAGGUGUCAAUGUUACUUUUUGUCAAAGCUUUGGUUUUAAUAGUUUUGCAAAUAACGUUGAAAAGGGUUUAGCAGGAGCGCUUUUGACAUCUUUUAUAUUGGCCUUACUUGUGGCCAGUUCUUUGUGUUUGAACUGUUGCUCCCGAACCUCAGGUUUUUUAGCUGUUGUCAUGCUCAUUGCUUCUUUUGGUAAUGCCUUCGUUUGCCUGACUUACUACGUCUACGAAAAAAAUCGUGUAACCGCUGAGAUGUCCAUCGGUUAUUCUUACUACUCGUGCAUAUUUUCCACUGCAUUGGGCUUAUGUGGAGGUCUUUUAUCGUUGGCAACUAGCAAAGACCAUCACUACCGUGAUUAUGUUCGACUUGAUUAGUUAUAAAGUUUUUGUAUAUUUAUUCGAGUGGCAUGACAUUUACCAGUGGAGCUACUCAAUU